This is a messenger RNA of Iphiclides podalirius (scarce swallowtail), 1170 nucleotides long. Lineage: Eukaryota; Metazoa; Arthropoda; Insecta; Lepidoptera; Papilionidae. The record is from the annotation of a GenBank genome assembly.
AUGGAAAUGCAAUCUAUGCCCACGUCCUCAAGCCGUAUACUUUACGAUGUGCCGUGCGCCGUGUGUCGAGACCACUCUUCGGGGAAGCACUACGGGGUGUUCGCUUGCGACGGCUGCGCAGGUUUCUUCAAGCGAUCUGUGCGAAGGGACAGGCGCUAUGCUUGCAAGGCUAGAAGCCCCGGUGCUUGCCUCGUUGACAAGGCCCAUAGGAAUCAGUGCCGCGCCUGUCGCCUCGCUAAAUGCUUGGAUGCGGGAAUGAAUAAGGACGCCGUUCAGCAUGAAAGAGGUCCACGCAACUCGACAAUCCGUAGGCAGAUGGCGCUGUUCUUGAAAGAUCCCACAGCUUCAUCAUCAGAUGUAAACCUGCCGCUCCCGCCAGUGCUGGACUUGGCAAUGCCCAAGCAUAAUAUGUUACCACCUCCACCCUUGGGAUUAUUUCAUAACCCAUACCAUGCUUAUCACCGAAUCAACUUGCUAUCAGCACCUUUAACGCCCUGUCUCCCCAAAGCUCCGUCACCGCCGCCGAUUACGGCCUCCCUUCUUAGUCCAGCCGAACCCGAAGCAAUGUGCGAAGCGGCUGCACGUCUCCUGUUUAUGAAUGUGAAGUGGGCAAAGAAUGUUCCAGCGUUCACUUCCCUGUCACUUUCGGAUAGACUACUCCUGUUAGAAGAAACAUGGAGGGACCUAUUCGUUAUUGGUACCUCACAAUUUCUUUAUCCCUUAGACCUAAAGAUCUUAUACGAUGGAAAGAAUCAAAGAAUAGAUGUGAAAGACAUCGAAGAAUUUAAUAUUGCUUUAGCUGAAUUGGCAAAAGUGCGACCCGAUAACAAUGAGUUCGCAUGCCUUCGAGCGAUAGUCCUCUUCAAGACAACAGUCGGGGAGAAAACUAAUCUAGGGAGCCCGUCCGCCCCGAGUAGCGAAACUCGGAGGCUUCAAGAUUUGCCUGCAGUCGCCACACUACAAGAUCAUUCUCAAGUAGUUCUUAAUGAGUACACGGCCCGAAUGUAUCCGCACGAUUCUUCAAGAUCAAGCCAACUUUACCAACUGUUGCCCGUCAUUAGGAGAGUAUGCAGCGCAACCAUAGUGGAACUGUUUUUCCGCGCUACCAUCGGCGAGAUUCCAAUAGAAAGGAUAAUAAGUGAUAUGUACAGAACAGGAAAAGACAACAUU